Pimephales promelas (fathead minnow) is the source of this 3801-nucleotide messenger RNA. RefSeq names its product zinc finger and BTB domain containing 25 (gene zbtb25). The record is from RefSeq and is a predicted model, not a curated record. Gene Ontology annotation, molecular function: DNA-binding transcription factor activity, RNA polymerase II-specific; protein binding. Gene Ontology annotation, cellular component: nucleus. Gene Ontology annotation, biological process: regulation of transcription by RNA polymerase II. Lineage: Eukaryota; Metazoa; Chordata; Actinopteri; Cypriniformes; Leuciscidae.
CUUACCACACUAGACUAGCAUUUAUACUGGGCCUGAGUGAUCUUUCAGAACAAAAAUGUAACAAACGAGCAUUUAAACACAAGCGCCUGCUUUAUGUUUUCACUAUGCGUGCGUCUGGAUCAGACUCAGCUAAUGUACAGUACGGUCACGUGACGGAUAACAAGCUAAGCCGUCAAUCGCAUGAAGAACCGCGAGACCAUAAGAGAAUUUCCCUGCUGCAACAAACACGAAAUUAUUAUCGGUUUCUCUCAUAUAGUUGGUUGAGAUGGACGUGUCUGGUCAUAGUCUGUUCCUCCUGCAGCAGCUGAACGUCCAAAGGGAGUUUGGCUUUCUGUGUGACUGCACUGUUGCCAUUGGCAAUGUAUACUUCAAGGCUCAUCGUGCAGUUCUUGCUGCCUUCUCAAACUACUUCAAAAUGAUCUUUAUCCACCAGUCCAGUGAGUGCAUCAAGAUCCAGCCCACAGAUAUUCAACCAGAUGUCUUCAGCUACCUAUUACACAUCAUGUACACUGGCAUGGGUCCCAAACAACCUGUAGACCAGGGCAGACUUCAGGAAGGCAUCAAGUUCCUCCAUGCAUACCAGCUCUGCCGUAAGACAGGCGAGAGUGGCCCAGAUGCGUCCUCUGACCCCAUCCGUAUGUCCAAUCUGUAUGGCAUCCAAAUCUCUUCGCAGCUGGCCAGUAAAGAGAACUCGGGCCUGAAGGCUGGUGGUUCACGGGACCCUGAGGACAGCUGCUCCAGCACUAGGGCUGAUCGCACACAUGGCCGUUUAGCUCUCACUGUAGGGCUGGAGGGCAUCGCAUCUGAGCGACAGCCUCAAAGCUUCCAUGCUGCAUCCUCUGUGGCCUCGGGGGAUGAAUCUGACAUUUCGGCACGGAUCAAACAGGAAAGGGUAGAGGAGGAAGAACAACAGGAAGCCGACAAAGAGCUUUGCUCUCUCUCCCCAGCCCAGGUGAGCCCCUGUCGAGCCAGUCUAUUCAAAGAUGGCCCUCUAGCGCUUUUGUGCCCCCGGUGUGGUGAACGAUGCAUGUCACCCGAAGGCCUACAAGAGCACCUUUUUACCCAUACAGCCUGUGCCCUCGAGCCUAGCGGCCUGAUGGAAGGCCCUUCAGAGGACAAAACCGGGGAGCACACGUCCCUGGAGGAGAGGCGGCUUCAUAAGGAGCGCAUAGACUCUGGUAGUCUGGAGGAGGCCCUACGGCAGAGCCAGGCCCUGGCAGAUGAGCUGGCUGUAGAACUCAGACGAGGCGGCGGGACCGGACGGAGCGGCAGCCCGUUGGCAGCCUUCACGCGAAAGCGCAAGAUGGCCUGUGCCGUCUGCAAUCUUCGUUUCUCGCAGAAGAGCCAGCUGCAGGAGCACAUGUUCUCCCAUGUGGGCAAGCCACUGCGAUACCAUCGCUACAGCCGCUUCUGCGGGCAGCUGCUCCAUGGCUGCGAGGGCCAGCCUGAUAUUACCGCAGCCACGGGAGAGGACGCAGCCAAAGACACUCAGGAUAAUGGCAGCUCCUGCUACUCACUGGACUCUGAGGUCUCUCAGGAGAGCGUGGACGCAGUGACUGUGGAAUGACUUCGUGUUUGACAUAUUCAUGUGAACACACAAUGUAAGGUAAAGGAGCCUUCUGGGUUCAGUACGUUAAGCUUAAUUGACAGCAUUUGUGGCAUAAUUUCGAUGACCACAAAGAUACAUUUCCACCUGUCUCUCCUUUACUCAAAAACUAAAGAGCAAAAAUCUGGGUUAGACUGAGACACUUUGGAAGUGAAUGGGGUAAAUCCCUAAAAUGUUUAAAUAAGCACUGUUUUAAUAGUACAGCCACAAGACGUAAAAAAUUGUGUAUUACCACAAUCUUAGUCUGAAAAUAAACCCCCUUACUAUCCUUUUCUAAGUUUCCUAAGUUAUACUACUACAGGCGCACGUUGACGAGCACUUGUGUGGGGUUAAGAAAUACCUGCAACCCAAAUUUAAAAAAAAAAUAAAAAUAUUGAUCAUAACUUCUGGAAAGAUAUAGCGCAGAAACUGGAAGGAUAACAUUUUCUAGUAUCCUUAGAAAGUGUAUAUACACUCUAGUCAAGUGAAAAAAAAAGUAUUUAAAAUACAUUUAUUUCACACUUACAGUAGUACAAACCAUUAACAUAUUUACUGGCAGAUCACUUGAUACUUGCUGAUAUAAAUAUUAUAAUUACAUUUUAUUUGGAGUACUUCUUUAUUGCACAAUGCACUCUUAAUACUAAGCCGAAAUUGUGUUUUAAUAACACUAUUAGUAAGAAUAGUAUGAUCUCUGUAUAAUGUCAGUCUUUAAAUGCAAGAUAUUUAAAGUGUACUUAAAGUAUACUUGCAAUAGUUCCACUUUAGCACAAUCAAAUAUAGAAUAUCUGUUUCCAGAUGAACUGAAGUGUAUUAAGUAAAAUUAGUGGUUGAAAUUUAGCAGACCAUAAGUAUAUCAAUUUAGUAGACCAACAGUACAAUUGCAGGGCAUAUUAAGUACAUAAAUAUGUAGUUAUUUAAAACUUUCUAACAACUUUUAAGUUUCAUUCCAAGUGCCUUACCAUAAUGUUGAUUUUUGCUUUUUUAAGCAUUGACAAGUCGAAAUUAUGUCUUGUGCAAAAUGCCAUAAAUGCUGUUGAUUGAGUUGAACUUUAUUGAACACAGAAUAUUCCUUGAUUGAAUUUUGUUUUCUGACUCAGCACUUCUGUCCUGUCCCGUCCCAAAAGUCUCUGUCAGUGUUAAAACAUAAAAAUAAUUUUGUUUAAAACUUAGUGUUGAUGAUAGUAGUGUUGAUAUAUAAUGACGUUGCUGACUCUUGGAUGACUGAACACUGUUGGAUCAAUUACAUAUUCAAAGAAAGUAUGAAAUCAACAAGCACAUGCGCAGGAAACUCAAAUAGCAUUGUAAAGUGGCACAUUUGACAAACGACCGUAAUCUUAUUAGGUUUUAGAGGCCAGUUUAAGCUAAUAAAAUAUGUUAUUAUUUCUUGUUUAUUUUUGGGUUGUGGCCUAAUGAGUGAAACUGACUGUGCAAAGAGACUAAAUGAUUUCUUCCCUAAAUCGAAUUUCCUACAAAACGGGUUCAGUGCCUUACAAUAUAUUUUGCCAAACAUCUCUGUAAAGAAAAGCACUUAAACUAUUGCUCAGCCUGUUGAACCAAAUCCAGUUGUUUUUCAUUUUCAAGUUAACAGUGAACAGUGCCUAUUUGUGCAAAGUUGUCCAAGACUUCUACACAAUCAGAAUAAUCUAUCAAAUGAAUGUGAGCAACUGGUGCUUUUCUAAAAGCUUUUUGAUGUUGAAGGAUUUUCAUGAUUAUAUUGUGUAUGAACCAGCAAGUAUAAUCCAAGUUUGCUAACAAUUUUAGUACAUAAACUGGGGCAGUGCGUAACUAAGAUGGGACAAUGCCACUGGAAAUGUCUAACGUAACAAUUCUGGACAAAAACACCAACGGCACAUAGUUUCCAGUCAUGUUUCAAACACUGAGACAAGACAAAACGUUUUAUUUAGAAUGAUUGAUCAACUUUAAGACAUCACUGAUGGUAUACAUGGUUUCUUUGUGCUGUAUUUGAACUGUCAAAUCAUCAUUUUUGCAGUUAUAUUAAUUGAAUACCCAAAUUAAGGCUGGCGUACUGUGAUGAGUAUUUUAAAUCAGCAAAACUUGCGUUUGUGUUAUUUGUGUGACUUGUAGUGCAUUUAAACAGUCCCAUUUAGUUUUAUUUCAUCAUCAUCAGCACUCAUCAGUGCCAUUGUGUGAUAAUGUGUUUGGUUAUUUAUUAUUUUUUUAAAUAAAUGGCACAUUGAAUACUGUGAUUUAUAAUG